This is a messenger RNA of Haliotis rufescens (red abalone), 584 nucleotides long. RefSeq lists its product as uncharacterized. The record is from RefSeq and is a predicted model, not a curated record. Gene Ontology annotation, molecular function: sequence-specific DNA binding. The coding region runs from base 16 to 531 and encodes 171 amino acids. NCBI's taxonomy places the organism in Eukaryota, Metazoa, Mollusca, Gastropoda, Lepetellida, Haliotidae. The transcript is spliced from 4 exons.
CUUGGUUGGUAUCCGAUGUACGUAAUAAGCACAUACCUCUUCUACCUCGAUACUACUUACUGUAGUACGUGUAGCCUCCAACCUAAUUAUUUGAAUCCUGCACCGCGCUGGACAAUCCUCCACCCAGAGCACUGGACAACGGCCGAAGUAGCAGGAUGGGUAGACUCCGUCGCCAGGGCAAACAACGUGGGCGAAGAGGACCAUCACAUGAUUAGCCAAGCCUUUGAAACAGUGACUGGAAAUCAGUUGAUUGCAAUGAAGAGAGGAGACUUUAUCAACACCUUGGGAAAUACUGGAGAGUUUAUGUACCAAACCUUUAGGACCAUGUUUAUAGCAGUUCCAAAUCUCGAUGACAAAGGAAUAAAAGAUACUCGAUCUCUCACACCAAUAUCAGAAAAGACGGACUCAGAUAGUUCCCCAGAACCAGAUCCCGACUCCCGGCAAGAACAACAUUCGUCCCAGCCCACAGCAUCUUCUCACCAACCGGAACAUCGCGAAGGAGGCAACUCGACGAUUUGCUCUCAGAGAUGACACAAAAUGGAUCAUAGAAAAUAACCAAUUUGAAAUAAAGUAGCCAGACUGUA